UGUUUUGCUGGAAGCUCCCCUGCUUUGGACUUUUGAAGCUCCUGGCUAUGGAGCUCACAGGCGCGGGUAAGGAUUCUUCCCAUUGUCUCCUUCCCUCCAGGUUCUUGUUUUCACCCCUCUUGUCCUGGAAUUGAUCCAGAUUCUUUACUGUAUGAUCAGUCUCCUCAUUGAAUCUCUGGCAGUGUCUCUCAUCUCCCUUCAAACUCUCAAUCCUUGAUAGGCAAUUCUUGCAGAGGCAUAGCUCUGAUCACAAGGAGGAGAAGAACAAUCUAGGAAGAAUAAAGGAGGAAAAUCAUCAAGAUCAUGGCAACAGUUCCAGCAACUCCAGCCUAUGCUCUGGCAGCCACAGUCCCAGAGUGGCUCAACAAGGGAGACAAUGCCUGGCAGCUGACAGCAGCCACACUGGUGGGGAUGCAGAGCGUUCCAGGCCUGGUGAUCCUCUAUGGCUCCAUUGUCAAGAAGAAGUGGGCAGUGAAUUCAGCCUUCAUGGCACUCUAUGCCUUUGCUGCAGUGCUCAUCUGCUGGGUGGGCUGGGCUUACAGGAUGGCAUUUGGUCACAAGCUCCUCCCAUUCUGGGGCAAGGCAGAUGUGGCCCUUGGCCAGAAGUACCUCAUGCAGCAGGCAUCCAUCCCUUCCUCUGGUCACUACUACAAGAAUGGGACCGUGGAGACUGCAGAGAUCACUCCAUUCUACCCAAUGGCCACCAUGGUCUACUUCCAGUUUGUGUUUGCUGCAAUCACUGUCAUCCUCAUUGCUGGGUCUCUGCUGGGGAGGAUGAAUUUCAGGGCCUGGAUGAUAUUUGUUCCACUAUGGCUCACUUUCUCUUACACUGUGGGGGCCUAUAGCUUGUGGGGUGGAGGAUUCUUGUUCCACUGGGGGGUGAUUGACUACUCUGGGGGCUAUGUCAUCCAUGUUUCAGCUGGCACUGCUGGUUUUGUUGCUGCCUAUUGGGUUGGGCCAAGGCUGACCAAGGACAGGGAGAGAUUCCCACCGAACAACAUUCUCCUCACACUCACCGGAGCUGGGAUGCUAUGGCUGGGCUGGAAUGGAUUCAAUGGCGGCGACCCCUACGCUGCAAACAUCGACGCCUCCAUCGCCGUGCUCAACACCAACAUCUGCGCCGCAACCAGCCUCAUCGUCUGGACGAUCCUCGACGUUACGUUCUUCAACAAGCCGUCGGUCAUCGGUGCUGUCCAGGGAAUGAUCACUGGCCUCGUCUGCAUCACUCCAGGAGCUGGUGUUGUCCAGUCCUGGGCUGCUAUCGUGAUGGGCAUUUGCUCCGGUUCCAUCCCCUGGUUCACCAUGAUGGUCGUUCACAGACGAUCCACACUACUCCAAAAGGUGGAUGAUACUCUUGGCGUCUUCCACACGCACACCGUGGCCGGAGUUCUCGGAGGAGGCCUCACGGGGCUGCUAGCCGAGCCGGUUCUAACUUCAUACUUCGUGCCCGUGACUGGUUCUCGGGGUGGCUUCUACGGAGGUGUCGGAGGUGGCCAGUUUGGACGGCAGAUCGCAGGAGCGCUGUUUAUCAUCGGCUGGAAUAUCGUGGCCACCACCAUCAUUCUGCUCGCCAUUCGGCUCUUUGUGCCACUCCGGAUGCCGGACGACGAGCUGCAAGUUGGCGAUGAUGCUGUGCACGGAGAGGAGGCGUAUGCGCUGUGGGGCGACGGUGAAAAGUAUGAGGCGUCGAGGCACGGCAACGAUGAUAUUCAUCACGAUGGUGGAAACGGCCGGAAGGUCACUGUGCAAGUUUAGGCUCAAUGGAGAAGAGAAAAGUCAGAACCAAACAGGAACGCAUACAACAGGUGAAAUUUUAUCUAGAUUCUUUUGACAGGAAAAGGAAACAAAAGAAAAAGGCUUACCGUACCUGAACCUGAGCGUCGCAGAUUGCCUUGAUUUCAUACAAUCAACUUUAGUUGUUUCCGAGAAUGAAAAAAACUCUUUCACUCAAAA
Messenger RNA from Selaginella moellendorffii, 1953 nucleotides. Its product is annotated as ammonium transporter 3 member 1. The record is from RefSeq and is a predicted model, not a curated record. The coding region runs from base 304 to 1755 and encodes 483 amino acids. Gene Ontology annotation, biological process: ammonium transmembrane transport. The transcript has 3 exons. Lineage: Eukaryota; Viridiplantae; Streptophyta; Lycopodiopsida; Selaginellales; Selaginellaceae. Gene Ontology annotation, molecular function: ammonium channel activity. Gene Ontology annotation, cellular component: plasma membrane.